Messenger RNA from Acanthosepion pharaonis, 681 nucleotides. NCBI's taxonomy places the organism in Eukaryota, Metazoa, Mollusca, Cephalopoda, Sepiida, Sepiidae. The record is from the annotation of a GenBank genome assembly.
AUGUCUCUUUUCUCUGCUUACAUUAUGACAGGAUACAGGGAUGAUAUUAAGCACUCUUCCCUCUUCUAUGCAAUGUCUCUUUUCUCUGCUUACAUUAUGACAGGAUACAGGGAUGAUAUUAAGCACACUCUUCCCUCUUCUAUGCUAUGUCUCUUUUUCUCUGCUUACAUUAUGACAGGAUACAGGGAUGAUAUUAAGCACACUCUUCCCUCUUCUAUGCAAUGUCUCUUUUCUCUGAUACCCUCUUCUAUGCAAUGUCUCUUUUUCUCUGCUUACAUUAUGACAGGAUACAGGGAUGAUAUUAAGCACACUCUUCCCUCUUCUAUGCAAUGUCUCUUUUUCUCUGCUUACAUUAUGACAGGAUACAGGGAUGAUAUUAAGCACCUCUUCCCUCUUCUAUGCUAUGAUACAGGGAUGAUAUUAAGCAUACACUACCCCUCUUCUAUACAAUGUCUCUUUUUCUCUGCUUACAUUAUGACAGUAUACAGGGAUGAUAUUAAGCACACUCUUCCUUCUUCUAUGCUAUGUCUCUUUUUAUCUGCUUACAUUAUGACAGUAUACAGGUAUGAUAUUAAGCACACUCUUCCCUCUUCUAUACUAUGUCUCUUUUUCUCGGCUUACAUUAUGACAGGAUACAGGGAUGAUAUUAGCCCUCUUCCCUCUUCUUCCCCUCUUCUAUGA